This is a messenger RNA of Mizuhopecten yessoensis (Yesso scallop), 2478 nucleotides long. Its product is annotated as repetitive proline-rich cell wall protein 2-like. Gene Ontology annotation, biological process: signal transduction. Gene Ontology annotation, cellular component: cytoplasm; nucleotide-activated protein kinase complex; nucleus. The transcript is spliced from 5 exons. Gene Ontology annotation, molecular function: protein kinase binding. NCBI's taxonomy places the organism in Eukaryota, Metazoa, Mollusca, Bivalvia, Pectinida, Pectinidae. The record is from RefSeq and is a predicted model, not a curated record. The coding region runs from base 351 to 1499 and encodes 382 amino acids.
UAAUGUUAUUCAGCACGAUAUUGAUAUCAAAUAGUAGAAAUUCGAGACAUUUUACACCACUGAAAACCUGCCUGAAAAACCCAAGCAGACGAGACCCGACCACGUGACCUACCGAUGUGUGUCACAGAGUGAACGCCGUCGAUAGUCGAGUACGGGUUGUAAUCGGCUAGCUAUAUUCCAUGUUCCGUGUUUCUACAAGUUUUAUUUUCUCCCUCUAAGGAUUUUGCAGACAAGUAGUUGAAGACAGCACGCGACGAGGAUUUCUCUACUUUAUUUCAGAUCGGCGUUGCUAUACGUAUCUACCGACUCCUCGUCACCUUAGUAAAAGACUGACACAGCUGUAGGCAACUAUGGGAAACAAAAGUGGUAAGCAGAAGAAAAAGGAUAAGGAGACGAAGAACAAAGAGGAGGGAGAACAAAAGGUAAACGGUACGGCUGAGGAGAAGCCUGCUGAGGAGGCUGUCAGUGACACACCUGCAGAGAACACUGAAGCAGCUAAUGAUAAUGAGAAUGAAGGUGAGAAAGGCGGUGGGGGUGAUGGUGGUGGGGAGGCAUGUCAGGAGGAUAAGGCUGGGGACCAGGCACCAGAACAAACUAUUACUAACACUAGUGAAAUAAAGGCUGACAGUGACAGUAGUUCACCAGCUCCUGCGAGUGCAGGAGACAGUGAACCAGUACAAAGUGUAGAUAAUAGUAAUUCUGAUACAAAGGAGGAAGUGAGUCCCCCUGUACAGACAGAGUCUGCUCCUGUAGUAGAAAGUAGUGAAACUGAGAAAGUGGUAGAGGCAACAAAAGAUGAAUCAGUUAGUGAAACAAAACCUGCUGUUGUGGAAACAGCUGAACCUAAACAGGAAACAAUAGUGGAAGUGCAGCCUCCUACACCAACGGAAGAGGAACUACCAGAGGAGCCACCAGCUCCACCUGCACCUUUGGAAGAGCCACCAGCUCCACCAGCACCUGUGGAAGAGCCACCAGCUCCACCUGCACCAGUGGAAGAGCCACCAGCUCCACCGGCACCAGUGGAAGAGCCACCAGCUCUACCUGCACCAGUGGAAGAGCCACCAGCUCCACCUGCACCUGUGGAAGAGCUACCAGCUCCACCUGCACCUGUGGAAGAGCCACCAGCUCCACCUGCACCAGUGGAAGAGCCACCAGCACCACCUGCACCUGUGGAAGAGCCACCAGCACCAUCUGAACCCUUGGAAGAGCCGCCAGCACCACCUGCACCUGUGGAAAGCCAGGAACUACAAACAAAAGGUGAUGCACCCCCUUUGCCUGAAAGCCCACCCCCAGGCAAGACGAUAGCCACACAGUUUAAGUGGGACAAUGAGGGUAACACCGUGCUAGUCAGUGGCUCCUUCAACGACUGGAAGGAGCAGGUUCCCCUGGAGAAACAGGAGGCUGAAUUCUCUGUGACAGUAGAUCUACCAGAGGGAGAAUAUGUAUACAAGUGUACUAAUAGUUGUAUUGGUGUUACAGGGAGGCUGAAUUCUCUGUGACAGUAGAUCUACCAGAGGGAGAAUAUGUAUACAAGUGUACUAAUAGUUGUAUUGGUGUUACAGGGAGGCUGAAUUCUCUGUGACAGUAGAUCUACCAGAGGGAGAAUAUGUAUACAAGUGUACUAAUAGUUGUAUUGGUGUUACAGGGAGGCUGAAUUCUCUGUGACAGUAGAUCUACCAGAGGGAGAAUAUGUAUACAAGUGUACUAAUAGUUGUAUUGGUGUUACAGGGAGGCUGAAUUCUCUGUGACAGUAGAUCUACCAGAGGGAGAAUAUGUAUACAAGUGUACUAAUAGUUGUAUUGGUGUUACAGGGAGGCUGAAUUCUCUGUGACAGUAGAUCUACCAGAGGGAGAAUAUGUAUACAAGUGUACUAAUAGUUGUAUUGGUGUUACAGGGAGGCUGAAUUCUCUGUGACAGUAGAUCUACCAGAGGGAGAAUAUGUAUACAAGUGUACUAAUAGUUGUAUUGGUGUUACAGGGAGGCUGAAUUCUCUGUGACAGUAGAUCUACCAGAGGGAGAAUAUGUAUACAAGUGUACUAAUAGUUGUAUUGGUGUUACAGGGAGGCUGAAUUCUCUGUGACAGUAGAUCUACCAGAGGGAGAAUAUGUAUACAAGUGUACUAAUAGUUGUAUUGGUGUUACAGGGAGGCUGAAUUCUCUGUGACAGUAGAUCUACCAGAGGGAGAAUAUGUAUACAAGUGUACUAAUAGUUGUAUUGGUGUUACAGGGAGGCUGAAUUCUCUGUGACAGUAGAUCUACCAGAGGGAGAAUAUGUAUACAAGUGUACUAAUAGUUGUAUUGGUGUUACAGGGAGGCUGAAUUCUCUGUGACAGUAGAUCUACCAGAGGGAGAAUAUGUAUACAAGUGUACUAAUAGUUGUAUUGGUGUUACAGGGAGGCUGAAUUCUCUGUGACAGUAGAUCUACCAGAGGGAGAAUAUGUAUACAAGUGUACUAAUAGUUGUAUUGGUGUUACAGGGA